AUGUCGUGCGCAUGUAGACAGCAGCCUGUGGAGACGUGCGGGUAUUCCACGGACAUCUGGAGCAUGACUCCGCAACUGAAGCUUUCUACUGCAUCUGGUCCGGUGGAGAUCACCUAUGAAGAUGGCGUCUGGAGCUGCAAUAACGCUGCAGACACAGACAUCCAGAAGCUUCACGACAGCGCCACUAAACUUGAGCAUCAGAAAAAGCACCUUGAAGACAAAUUACGAUCCAUUGAGGAGGAGUGUCGCAAGAAAGAGCGUGCCAUUGAGCUAAUCCUGGGCUCGAAUAAGUGCACAACUGUGCCCCGCAGGAAGACACCCGUGUUUACUGCUGUACCUGGGGGUUAUUCUGAAAAGACUCUGUUUUCGGAAGUCAGGAGCUCUGCAACACUUUUGUAG
Giardia duodenalis is the source of this 399-nucleotide messenger RNA. RefSeq lists its product as uncharacterized. Lineage: Eukaryota; Fornicata; Diplomonadida; Hexamitidae. The record is from RefSeq and is a predicted model, not a curated record. The transcript has a single exon. The coding region runs from base 1 to 399 and encodes 132 amino acids.